Molecule: messenger RNA, 1818 nt
Organism: Pomacea canaliculata
Lineage: Eukaryota; Metazoa; Mollusca; Gastropoda; Architaenioglossa; Ampullariidae
Product: DNA repair protein complementing XP-C cells-like
Exons: 15
Coding region: 155-1486 (443 amino acids)
Biological process (GO): nucleotide-excision repair; mismatch repair
Cellular component (GO): nucleus; cytoplasm; nucleotide-excision repair factor 2 complex
Molecular function (GO): single-stranded DNA binding; damaged DNA binding
Source: RefSeq, a predicted model, not a curated record
GUCUGUCAGGUCAAAGGCAUCCACCCAAAAGACUCCUCCAUUAGAUGAGGAAAAGAAAGAGUCUAAUGAUGACUGUGUUUCAAGCAGCUCAGGUGAUGAAGGAAGUAAUUUUUCUGAAGAAGAGUUUGUUGUCAGGAAAAAGAAAAAAGGAAAAAUGAGAAGGAUGCAGGUCAAGGACAAUACACUGAAGGAAAAUGAACUGAAAGAAGGAUCUGAAGAAGAGUUUGAGAAAGUACCUUCAUUCUCAGUACCUGAAAUCCAAAAAGAAAGGAAACACAAGAAAGCAAAUAGAAGUAUUUUAUCAAGUUCCAGUUCAAACAGUCCAGAUGUCUCCUCCAAAAGUGCUAUAGCAGGGCACGAUUCCUGGCUGGAAGUAUACAUGGCUAAAGAAAAGAGAUGGAUCUGUGUGGACUGUGUGAGAUGCACAUUGGAUAAGCCCUAUGAUAUCAGCAGCACAGCUUCACAGCCUCUCCUGUAUGUCUUGGCCUUUGACAACAAGGGACACGUCAAAGACAUCACUGCAAGAUAUGCUCCUCAAUGGUUAUCGCAGACACGAAAGAAAAGAGUGAAUGCAGAGUGGUGGCAAGAAACGCUUGAACCCUAUGCAUCCACAAGUAAACAUCUUGAUGAUAGGGAAGACCAAGAAAUUGCAGCUGUAUUGAUGCAAAAACCAUUGCCUACAAGUAUUGGAGAAUACAAAAACCAUCCUCUGUAUGCUCUUCCUCGUCACCUGCUUAAGUUUGAAGCCAUCUACCCUGAAACAUCAGUACCUGUUGGUUACAUACGUCAGGAACCUGUGUAUGCUAGGGAGUGUGUUCAUGUUCUUCAUUCACGAGAUAAUUGGCUAAAGGAAGGCAGAACUAUUCGGUUUGGAGAAACAGCAUACAAAAGAGUCAAAUCCAGAAAGAGAUGGAGGAAACGCAUAGAUAAUUCAGAGGAACUGGACCUGGAGCUUUUUGGACGAUGGCAGACUGAAAUCUAUGUUCCUCCCCCAGCUGUAGAUGGAAAGAUAACUAAAAAUGAAUAUGGUAAUGUUGAGCUCUUCCAGCCAUCCAUGUUGCCUGGUGGCACAGUUCAUCUCAGAGUACCAGCACUGAACAGAGUAGCCAAAAAACUGGGAAUUGACAUUGCUCCAGCUAUGGUGGGCUGGGACCAUCAUUGUGGCUACUCUCAUCCAGUGCUGGAUGGCUGGAUUGUGUGCAAGGAGCACAAAAAGAUUCUCUUGGCUGCAUGGAAGGAAGAUCAGAUAAUCCAGCAACAAAGAGAAGCAGAGAGGCGAGAGAAACGGGUCCUUGCCAACUGGACUACACUUACUCGAGGACUUCUUAUCAAAGAAAGGCUGAAGAAAAAAUUCAACCUGAUGGACAAAAAUGUUGAACUUGAAAAAAUAAAGCAGGCUUCAACUAAGGGUGGAAAAGUUGCGACAGAUGCACAACAUGCUUGGCCUGCUAAGCAACAGCAAAAAACAGAAGAAACAAAUGGCUAACUCAGAGCCAAAACAAUCUCAAUUUUCUGUGGAGACUAUGUAAACUCUACCAUUCCCCUCGUUUCCCCCAAUUAAGGCAGCAAAUAAGGUAAAGUGAUUAUAUCUCUAAACGUGAAUGCCUUUUGAAAAUCUAUCAGAAGAUGAUGAAAAGAAUGAUUUCCUUUUGGAAUGAUUUUCUCUUUGGAAGCUGUGGAGAGAACAGUGUAUUUUUAAGUCUUUAUUUGUAAAAGAUUUAAGAUUACAAGCAUGUGUAUCUUGUAAACCUCCAGCUUAAUCACAAUACACUUGCAGUUUUGUUAUGCAUCAAAUAAUAAAACUUGAUGCUCAUCAUC